Zygotorulaspora mrakii is the source of this 546-nucleotide messenger RNA. It is a transcript of the gene NIP7, whose product is annotated as ribosome biosynthesis protein NIP7. The transcript has a single exon. NCBI's taxonomy places the organism in Eukaryota, Fungi, Ascomycota, Saccharomycetes, Saccharomycetales, Saccharomycetaceae. Bases 1 to 546 code for a protein of 181 amino acids. The record is from RefSeq and is a predicted model, not a curated record. Gene Ontology annotation, molecular function: RNA binding. Gene Ontology annotation, biological process: ribosome assembly; ribosomal large subunit biogenesis. Gene Ontology annotation, cellular component: nucleolus; preribosome, large subunit precursor; nucleus.
AUGAGACAACUCACAGAGGAGGAAACCAGGGUACUGUUUGAGAAGUUAGCUGGAUAUGUCGGAAGAAACAUUUCCUACUUGGUGAACAACAAAGAAGUACCACAUGUUUUUAGAUUACAAAAGGACAGGGUAUAUUAUGCCCCGGAAUCCGUUGCAAAUUUGGCAACGUCAGUUGCAAGACCGAAUCUGAUGUCUUUGGGUAUUUGUUUAGGUAAAUUCACAAAGACGGGAAAAUUUAGAUUGCAUGUUACUUCAUUACCUAUAUUGGCACAAAAUGCGAAAUAUAAAAUUUGGAUCAAAACCAAUGGUGAAAUGCCCUUUUUAUAUGGUAACCAUGUAUUGAAGGCACACGUUGGUAGGAUGUCUGAUGAUAUACCAGAACAUGCCGGUGUGAUUGUACUUUCGAUGAACGAUGUUCCACUGGGAUUCGGGGUUAGUGCCAAGACAACAAAUGAGGCGAGAAAUCUACAGCCCACAAGUAUUGUAGCAUUUAGGCAAGCUGAUAUUGGUGAGUAUUUGAGAGAUGAAGAUACGUUAUUCACAUAG